AUGCUGCUGAAAGAGCCGGGUGUAGGUGCUGUGGUGCUGCUGCUCUGUGUCCAGGCUCUGCAUGGCUCUGCCCUUCCUGCUGUGUCCUCCUAUGAGUUCACUGCCUACAGGAUGCAACAGUACAACUUGUCUCAACAGAAGCACGGUUGCCGAGGAGCCAUUGUGGUAGCGGAGGCACGUGCAGCCGAGGAGCCGGUGCUGACCCGUCGUUGUGUCGUCAUGAAGGUGUCGGACUUCACCACAGAGAGAUACCUGGAGGCCCAGAGACAGAAUGCUGCUGCCGUCCUGAUCCUGCUGCCCAGAAACAUGUCCAGUAUCCCUGAAGACAUUGUUCAGUCCUUCAUGGUGAGUGAGAGUGAGACCUUGCUGACGGAGACGCUCAUGCCCGUGUAUGUGGUGCUUGAGGAUGAGCAGCUGCUGUACAUGUAUGAGGAGGUGAAGCAGGCCGCAGCCACCCGGACCUCAUCUAUAGUGAUCCGAGUCCUCCGGAGUAUGAUCACAGCUACAGCCUUUCAGAUCCUAGUGAGCAACAACGCCCCCAUCAAGCCCAUAACUGACACGACUAUUUCCACACUGGAGGGAGUGCUUCCUGGAGCCGGGGAAGAUGUACCAACGAUUGUGAUCACUGCCCACUAUGAUUCAUAUGGACUGGCCCCGUGGUUGUCUCAUGGAGCGGACUCUAAUGGCAGUGGGGUCACCAUCCUGCUGGAGCUGGCACGGCUCUUCCAGAUACUUUAUAGUAGCUCGAGCACCAGACCCCAAUAUAAUCUAAUGUUCUCCCUGACUGGAGGUGGAAAAUACAACUUUCUCGGCACAAAGAGGUGGAUUGAAGAGAAUCUGGACCACGCAGAGUCCAGCCUGCUCCAUGACAACGUGGCGUUUGUCCUGUGUUUGGACACACUGGCCAACGCUGAUGAACUGUACAUGCACGUGUCCCGGCCUCCUAAACCCGACACUCCCAUGCACGCAUUCAUGCAACUCCUGGAGGAGGUAGUUUCCUCCAGAUUCCCCUGGGUGAAGCUGGGUUUGGUCCAUAAAAAGAUUAACCUGGUGGAGUCCACUGUGGCCUGGGAGCACGAGCGCUACAGCCUGCGCCGAAUCCCUGGAUUCACUCUGUCUCACCUGGACGACUCCAAAUCGGAGCAGCGGGGCUCAGUGCUGGACACAAUGUCACAGGUGGAUUUCAGGAAAAUGAAGCGCAAUGGAAUCAUCAUAGCAGAAGCGCUGGCUCAGUAUAUGUACAACCUUUCUGACAAAGGUUCACCCAAGGAUGUGCAGAUUUUCAAAGGCCCGCUGGACUUUCAGGACGGUCGUAUGUCCAGUCUGAUGUCCUUCCUGACCUCUGUUCCCCGGGCAACCCAGCUACUGGAUAAGGAGCCCAGUCACGUCUUUCUGGUCAACUCACUGGAGCAUGAAUUUAAACGCUACCUGCAGCAGGUCCACAGACACAACUUCCGACAGGACAGGAGGGACCCUGACAUCACCUUUUUUGAUCAGAUGGACCAACCAAUAGUGAUGUACAGAGUAAAACCUGCAGCGUUUGACCUCUUCCUUGGUGGCUGCAUCGCUGCUUAUCUGGGGAUUGUUUACUUUUCAAUACAGAAUUUUGAAUAUCUCUACAUAAAACUGAAAGCAGCAACGAAAUCCAAGAGCCAGUGA
Limanda limanda (common dab) is the source of this 1659-nucleotide messenger RNA. Its product is annotated as Nicalin-1-like. The coding region runs from base 1 to 1659 and encodes 552 amino acids. The record is from RefSeq and is a predicted model, not a curated record. The transcript is spliced from 15 exons. Gene Ontology annotation, biological process: regulation of signal transduction. Gene Ontology annotation, cellular component: endoplasmic reticulum membrane. Lineage: Eukaryota; Metazoa; Chordata; Actinopteri; Pleuronectiformes; Pleuronectidae.